Messenger RNA from Podarcis raffonei (Aeolian wall lizard), 2713 nucleotides. It is a transcript of the gene B3GALT6, whose product is annotated as beta-1,3-galactosyltransferase 6. NCBI's taxonomy places the organism in Eukaryota, Metazoa, Chordata, Lepidosauria, Squamata, Lacertidae. Bases 1294 to 2334 code for a protein of 346 amino acids. Gene Ontology annotation, cellular component: membrane. Gene Ontology annotation, biological process: glycosaminoglycan biosynthetic process. The record is from RefSeq and is a predicted model, not a curated record. The transcript has a single exon. Gene Ontology annotation, molecular function: UDP-galactosyltransferase activity.
GGCCAUUUUUGUUUUGGACCGUGCUGCUGCUGCGUUUUUAAUCCCUGCGUGGUUUCACUGAAUUUCACUAAAUGGCAACUUGUUUAGGUGGGAUAGAUGUCUGUGUACCAAAGUCGAAAGGCUGACAGGGCCUUUUCCCCAAUUUUAAGACGGCAGCCGCUUCGGCUUCAGCUGCCCUAAGGCAAGAUGGCAGAUAAAAACUCGCACAGGAAAAAAGAACACCCGAGGGAAACGCCCUUAGUCAAGAUGGCGAGCAGCCACGGCUUCCAUUGCCCUAACAGAAGAUGACCGAUACUCACGGCCAGAUAAGGACAUAGCGGUGCCCUUAGCUAAGAUGGCAACAGCCACACCCUCAAGUUCCCGGACACAAGGUGGCGAAUACGCACUAUUAGGUCGCAGGGAGGGAGGACAGGGCAUGAAAUGCCCUCAAAGAUGGCGCCGCCGUCUUCCGACUCCCCAGCCCUGACAAGACAUGGCGUGAGGGGGCGAUGCGAAGACGGAAAGUCACGUGACUCCACUUUGUUCGGCCCCCUCCUCCUCCCCCAUACAUUUCUAUUCAUUCGCAUUUUCUCGCCGCCUCAGGAGAAGACGGAGCUGCAGAAAAGGAUAAGUACCGCUCCGAAAACCAUCGCGCGCGCGCGCGCUCCCUUCACAUAUCUCUAUUUAGGGAACGCGCGCGAGAAGAGGACAAACGGGGCGGGGGGCGGGAGAGGAAUUGAAAAUCUGACAGAAGACAAUGAACCCCGCGCUUGAGGCAGCUGAGGGAGGACCCAGCGGCGCGUUCGGAAACGUUCCGUGGUGGCGGCGGCGGCGGCCGUUUGUCCCAACCCGCCACCCGUAGCCGGCAGGGCUGUUCCCGCCAAAAAUUCUGAGGAGAGAGAGCGGGGACCCCCCCCCGCGGCCUCGCGCCUGAGAAGAAAGGGGCGGGGCUGAUCCCCAACCCUCGAGGCCUUGCUGUCCCGAGGCGAAUGUGUGGGCGGAGCUAAUGCCGCUUCCCGCCCCUUAGAAGGCUGGAGGAGACGUCACUGCAGCCCCUAAAGGGGAGGAGCCAGAGCGUUUGGACCACCAAUCCCAGAGGGAGGGAGGAGCCAGGAUUAUCGCCACCAAAGAGGGAGGAGCCAUUAGGGUCAUUGUGGGGGCUAUUUGCCUGAGAAGUCUUUGGAGCCGCCCCUGAAAAGGGAGAAGCCCUUUCAUUGGACCACCUCCUGAAAGAGGGCAGUGCUGAGGAAGCUGCCCCAGGGGAAGUGGUGUUUGCCCCGCCCCUUAGCUGCCACCACGUUUCUUCCUGCUGCCAUGAAGCUCCUCCGCCUGCUGUGCCGCCACAAGACGGCUCUGGGACUCGGCGGCCUGUCUCUCUUUGGCGUGGUGCUCCUCUACUUGGCCAAGUGCACCUCAGAAGGCCUCAAGCCCUCCCAUGGCUGGGGGCUGCCUCAGCAACAGUCUCCCGCCCGGACCGGGGGUGUGAGUGGGCCGCACCCUCCAGCCGCCGCCCCACCUCCUCCUCCCGAGGAGAGCGCCUUCCUGGCUGUGUUGGUGGCCAGCGGCCCCAAAUACACAGAGCGACGGAGCAUCAUCCGCAGCACAUGGCUCUCGGUGGCCGGCCGGGUCCCCACCGGAGACGUCUGGUUCCGUUUUGUGGUGGGCACCGGAGGCCUGACCGGGGAGGAGCACCACACCUUGGAGCUGGAGCAGAGCCGCCAUCAGGAUCUUCUCCUCCUUCCUGACCUCCGAGACUCCUAUGAGAACCUGACCGCCAAGGUCCUGGCUAUGUUUGUGUGGCUCGACCAGCACCUGGACUUCCGCUUUGUCCUCAAAGCUGAUGACGACACGUUUGUGCGCUUGGAUGUCCUGGUGGAGGAGCUGAGGGCCAAGGAGCCACGCCGCCUCUACUGGGGCUUCUUCUCUGGGCGCGCCCGUGUGAAAUCCGGCGGGAAAUGGAAAGAGAACGCCUGGCUCCUUUGUGACUACUACCUGCCCUAUGCUCUGGGCGGGGGCUACGUGGUUUCAGCUGACCUGGUGCACUACUUGCGCCUCACGCAAGACUAUCUCAACAUAUGGCAAGCUGAAGACGUAUCCCUGGGUGCCUGGCUUGCUCCGGUGGAUGUGAAGAGGGUUCACGACUCUCGUUUCGACACGGAGUAUAAAUCGCGGGGCUGCAACAAUAAAUACAUUGUGACUCAUAAACAGAGCAUUGAGGACAUGUUGGAGAAGCAUCAGACUCUAGCCAAAGAAGGGAAGCUCUGUAAAGAAGAGAUUAAACUCCGACUGUCAUACACGUAUGACUGGAGUGUGCCUCCUUCACAGUGCUGCCAGAGGAAAGAUGGUAUACCUUGAAAACUGUGAGGAAAGACAGUAUACCUUGGCAACUGUGCAAAUAAGAGGGGAAGGGAACACAACCAGGCGGGAGGAAAUUGGUGAUGGUGGAUGUGUGUCACACUGAAAUCAUUCCUCCUCCGGCCGGAACUUUUAAAUUAUUCCAAGAUUUUCCACAGUAUGUCAGGCCAUAUUGCAUCACCCUUGCCAGUGUGGCAUAUGAAGGAUAUAGGGGAAGAGCAUGGAACAAACGGGGGUCUAGGAAAAUAGUACCUGAAAGGCAGGAAUUGGCAAAAGGAACAAUUUUUAUGUACUGUGGGACAAAGAAAUGAAGGAUUUUAAAGGCUCUUUAAGUUACGGUACUAAGUGUUAGACACAGAGCUGUGGUUUGUUUCCUUUC